GACCUGGGCAGGCUCGGCCCUCCCACCAUGUCCAUGUAGACUGCAGGCUGGCCACACUCUCCUGGGUUGCCGUGGGCACUGCUACUGGAAAGGGUUUGGAAGACCGCUGCGGAGACGGCGCGGACCAUUUGUUUCAUAGCUUAGAUUUUUUUUUUCCUACACUUGCUUCAAUACUUUCAAAGAAGGAGUUGAUCUGUUGAUGCGUGUUCGUGUGGUAAAAUUCAGCUGGCUGGUUUAAACGAGGAAGAUGGGGCUCAUGGGCAUGGUGGUCUGCCUUGUCCUUGGGAUUCUGCUUUCUGGGGGGCCAAUGGGGUCCGUCUCAGCUGUGGACCCUGAAGCAAACAUGAACGUGACUGAACUGAUCACGUACUGGGGAUACACUGGUGAGGAGCACUCAGUCCAGACAGAGGAUGGGUAUAUUCUGAGUCUUCACAGAAUCCCUCAUGGGCGGAAGAAUCAUUCUGACAAAGGUCCCAGACCAGUCGUAUAUCUUCAGCAUGGCUUUCUGGCAGAUUCUAGUAACUGGGUCACGAACAUUGACAACAGCAGCCUGGGUUUCAUUCUGGCCGAUGCUGGUUUUGAUGUGUGGAUGGGGAACAGCAGAGGGAACACCUGGUCUCAGAGACACACGACUCUUUCAGUUUCUCAGAAUGAAUUCUGGGCCUUCAGUUUUGAUGAGAUGGCAAAAUAUGACCUACCUGCUUCAAUUAACUACAUUGUGAAUACAACUGGUCAAGAACAAGUGUUUUAUCUGGGCCACUCUCAAGGAACCACCAUAGGUUUUAUAGCAUUUUCACAGAUACCCGAGCUGGCAAAGAAGAUUAAAAUGUUUUUCGCCAUGGCUCCCGUGGUGUCUCUCAAUUUUGCCAUGAGCCCUCUGGCCAAGAUUGGACAGUUGCCAGACCUUCUUAUUAAGGACUUGUUUGGACACAGACAGUUUUUACCCCAGAACGCAGUGCUGAAAUGGCUGAGUACUCACGUUUGCACCCACGUCAUCAUGAGGGAGCUUUGCACAAAUGUCUUCUUUCUUUUCUGUGGCUUCAAUGAGAAGAAUUUAAACACCUCUAGAGUGGAAGUGUAUACAACACACUGUCCUGCAGGAACGUCUGUGCAAAACGUACUACACUGGGGCCAGGUUGUUAAACACCAGAAGUUUCAAGCUUAUGACUGGGGAAGCAGUGACAAGAAUUAUUUUCAUUAUAACCAGAGUUACCCCCCUCUGUAUGACUUGAGAGAUAUGUCUAUACCCACUGCUUUGUGGAGCGGGGACCGAGACUGGCUGGCAGACACCAGUGAUAUCAACAUCUUACUGACUCAGAUCCCCAACUUGGUGUACCACAAGCACAUUCCUGAGUGGGAACAUCUGGAUUUUCUCUGGGGUUUGGAUGCCCCCUGGAGGAUGUAUAAUGAAAUAGUCAGUCUAUUGAGGAAAUACCAGUGAAAGCCAGACUUGAGGUCACUUUUCUGUGAAGAAGCAUCCUGUGAAGGGACAAACCACUGAUCUUCCAGAAGUGAAUGUGGCUGCAAUGAUGGUGCCUGCAUGAAGCCAAGGCUGGCUGCCUGUGACAAGUGUCCUGCCUCAUUUUCACGCUAAUGAACUGAGUGUUUUCAGUUCAAAGUUCAACUCAGGAAUUCUAUCUUGAAAACCAGUGUUGUAUGCGCAAUCUUGUGUGCAGGAAGCCCACAUCUGUCCCCUUCACCUGCACUGAUGAGUCUAUUGUCAGCCGAAGAGCUGCUUGAUAAGUUUUCUGACCUAGUUAACUUAGAUGCAGCAAUAUUCCUUGAUGUUGGUCCAUACAUGCAGGCGGAAUGAUACAAGUUUGUAACAUUUUAAAGGUUCAUACUUAAAUUUUUCAAUAAAUCUCAGCCUCACAGGCCUGAACAA
This is a messenger RNA of Peromyscus eremicus (cactus mouse), 1885 nucleotides long. RefSeq names its product lipase A, lysosomal acid type (gene Lipa). The record is from RefSeq and is a predicted model, not a curated record. Gene Ontology annotation, biological process: sterol metabolic process. The transcript is spliced from 11 exons. Gene Ontology annotation, cellular component: intracellular membrane-bounded organelle. Bases 248 to 1441 code for a protein of 397 amino acids. NCBI's taxonomy places the organism in Eukaryota, Metazoa, Chordata, Mammalia, Rodentia, Cricetidae. Gene Ontology annotation, molecular function: sterol ester esterase activity.